AUGGCGCUUUUAGACGAUUCAGACGAGUUCUCGGCUGCUCUUUGCUUUAUCGACGACCUUCUCAUUGAAUCUGCAGAUGAUGAGGUGAUGCGCGCGGUCGCCCCAGUCGAUCAUCAAAUGCCGUCUGGCGCUCCUAGGGCGUCUCUAACUCCGAUGACUGGACGAGGAGCUACGUUGGUAUUUCAAGCUCGAAAGAAGCGAAAAAGAGAGGAAAAAAACAGUCAACAACCAAGAACUAGGAAGACGCAAAGCUCGUCACGGAAUAGAGCGCGGGACCAGGAGCAGCGGGAGCUUUUAUUGUUGAGGGAACAGGUGGUCGAUUUGCAGCAGAAGCUUGAAGCGCUGCUGGAAAUACGUGGUCCUGCAGUUGUAGCUCCUGGAGAUGUUUUGGCGUCAAUAAGUGCUAGAGAAAAGACAGAGAAAGAGGACAAAGUUGCUGUUGUGUGGAAGGAGAUGGCCGGUCAUCAACUAAAGCAGAGACUGAAGUCUGAGAGAGAGAAUCGACAGCUGAAGGUGGCGAUAGAAGGACAGAUCAAGGUGGUCAAGAGUCUGGAGAAGACGUUACAAACAAAAGCUACCACUAAUGCGAUCGAGAGCUGUUUAGGUGCUGAUCCGAUAUUGAAGCGGAUGCACAUAUCGACACCCGAUCGAUCGGAUGCUGGUGUCUUCGUCGACCUCAUGGCGGGCGUUGACGAAGCUUACAAAGAGGUUGAUGCUGUACUUCGCGACAAUGGACUGGACACUAAAGAGUCGUCAUUUAGUGAUGCCGAGAUGCAUCGAGGAGCCGAUGGAUUUUACAUUCAGAUAUUUGCAAGUAAAGUCUUGCCAUUUGACGUAGUUUCGACAGGGACAGCUGCAUGGCGGUAUUUCUCACGGUCGAUGGAGCAUGUGUCCCCGCGGUUUUUGGAUCACAUGGACCAUCAGGACACGAAGGCAAAAGAUGAUACGAUUGUCGAGAGCUUUGGCAUGGAACUGCAGGCAAAAGGCACUCAGGCGAAUUAUAACGUCAAACAGAUAGUACGGCGAUACGUCGAGGAUGAUCGCGUCGUUGUUGUCUGGCGAUCAUACAUCGAUCCAGUGAGUUUUGCAGGCAAGUCGGUCUGUGGAGCUGAGUUUCAGGAAAAGGGCUAUCUCAUAGUCCGACAACCGCGUACCUCAUCUUCUCAAUUUGCGCUGCUGCAAACAUGCUACUUCAUUUCACCAGCACUUCCCAUGCGGUCUUUGCCAAACGAGUGCUCGAUUACGGGUGAACUCACCGACUUUGUGUUGAGUGGCACGGAGGCCAAUAUUGCUUCGUGUCACCAGACGAUAGAAAACAUCCUAUUUAAUGAGACUGUGAAGACUCGCAAGUGA
This is a messenger RNA of Peronospora matthiolae, 1353 nucleotides long. NCBI's taxonomy places the organism in Eukaryota, Oomycota, Peronosporomycetes, Peronosporales, Peronosporaceae. The record is from the annotation of a GenBank genome assembly.